Messenger RNA from Clarias gariepinus (North African catfish), 4053 nucleotides. RefSeq names its product exostosin glycosyltransferase 2 (gene ext2). Gene Ontology annotation, molecular function: glycosyltransferase activity. Gene Ontology annotation, cellular component: membrane. NCBI's taxonomy places the organism in Eukaryota, Metazoa, Chordata, Actinopteri, Siluriformes, Clariidae. The coding region runs from base 220 to 2379 and encodes 719 amino acids. The transcript is spliced from 15 exons. The record is from RefSeq and is a predicted model, not a curated record.
GAGGCGAUACGCCCGGAUAAAGUGAUUUAUUUCCCUUUUCCUCCUUCAAGUUCUUAGCUUUUCCGCGGAAUAUUCACUACGGGUGGGAUAAACAUACAAACUAAGCAGUUCACACGGUCGUUUUUUUGUUUUAAUUCGUUAAAAACAUUAUGAAUUAAUUUCUCUCGGACGCUGUUGAAGCCGCUGUGACGGGACGAAGCAAAGUGCCUUGUACUCAGGAUGUGUGCGUCAGUAAAGUACAGCUCUCGCGGUCCGGCUCUCAUCCCCCGCAUGAAGACCAAACACCGGAUCUACUACAUCACACUGUUCUCGGUGGUGCUGCUCGGCCUCAUCGCCACAGGGAUGUUCCAGUUCUGGCCGCAUUCCAUCGAGUCCUCGGUGGAGUGGACCCUGGACCGCCGUAGCGUGCACGACGCUCCGCUGGUCAAACUGCCCGCGUCCAGCCCCAUCCCUGAGAGAGGAGACCUGAGCUGCCGCAUGCACACCUGCUUCGAUGUCUACCGCUGCGGCUACAAUCCCAAAAACCGCAUCAAGGUGUAUAUCUACCCCCUGCAGAGGUUUGUGGACGAGGUGGGCGUGCCCAUCAGCAGUACCGGUCUGUCCCGUGAAUAUAACGAGCUGCUGAGCGCCAUCUCCGACAGCGACUUCUACACCGACGAUGUCACCCGCGCCUGUCUCUUCAUCCCCUCCAUCGACGUGCUGAACCAGAACUCGCUGCGCAUCCGGGAGACCGCACAGGCUCUCGCCAUGCUGCCCAGAUGGGAUAAGGGGAUGAAUCACUUAUUGUUCAACAUGUUACCAGGAGGACCUCCGGACUACAACACGGCACUGGACGUUCCCAGAGACAGAGCUUUACUCGCCGGAGGAGGUUUCUCGACAUGGACGUACAGACAAGGCUACGACGUUAGCAUCCCCGUGUACAGCCCCCUGUCAGCUGAAGUUGAGCUCCCCGAGAGACAGCCUGGCCCGAGGCGAUACUUCAUCCUGUCGUCUCAGACGGCCGUCCAUCGGGAGUAUCGCGCAGAGCUGGAGAGGCUGAAGGAGGAGAACGGAGAGUCAAUCCUCCUGCUGGACAAGUGCACGAACCUGUCUCAGGGCGUGGCCUCAGCCCGGAAACGCUGCUCCAAGGGCCAGACCUACGACUACCCCCAGAUCCUUCAGGAGUCUUCGUUCUGCGUGGUCUUGCGCGGCGCUCGACUCGGCCAGGCCGCCCUCAGCGACGUCCUGCAGGCGGGUUGCGUUCCCGUCAUCAUGGCCGACUCGUACAUCCUGCCCUUCUCUGAGGUGCUGGACUGGAAAAGAGCUUCAGUCGUCAUUCCUGAAGAGAAGCUCCCGGAGAUGUAUACGAUUUUGAAAAGUAUUCCUCACAGACAGGUGGAGGAGAUGCAAAGACAGGCUCGCUGGUUCUGGGACGCAUACUUCAGCUCUAUGAAGGCCGUCGGAUUGACCACGUUGCAGAUCAUCAACGAUCGCAUUUACCCCUACGCAGCGCGCACGUACGAGCAGUGGAACAACCCGCCGGUCGUGAAGUGGUCGAGCGUGAACAGUCCGCUUUUCCUCCCGCUGAUUCCUCCUCGGUCUCCGGGAUUCACCGCCGUGGUUCUGACCUACGAUCGGGUCGAAAGCCUCUUCAGAGUCAUCACGGAGAUCUCCAAGGUCCCAAGUCUGGCCAAGCUGCUGGUGGUGUGGAACAACCAGAACAAGAGCCCGCCUGAAGAAUCUCUUUGGCCCAAAAUCGUCGUUCCUCUUAAAGUGGUGCGCACCAAAGAAAACAAACUCAGCAAUCGCUUCUUUCCCUUCGACGAGAUCGAGACGGAGGCGGUGCUGGCCAUCGAUGAUGACAUCAUCAUGCUGACCUCCGACGAGCUGCAGUUUGGAUAUGAGGUGUGGCGGGAAUUCCCAGACAGACUGGUGGGAUAUCCGGGUCGGCUCCAUUUAUGGGACCAUGAGAUGGGAAAGUGGAAGUACGAGUCGGAGUGGACCAACGAGGUGUCGAUGGUGUUGACCGGAGCUGCGUUUUAUCACAAGUACUUUAAUUAUCUGUACACGUACAAGAUGCCUGGAGACAUUAAGAACUGGGUAGACGCUCAUAUGAACUGUGAGGACAUCGCCAUGAACUUCCUGGUGGCCAACAUCACUGGGAAAGCACCGAUAAAGGUGACGCCGCGUAAGAAGUUUAAGUGCCCCGAAUGCACGGCGAUAGACGGGCUGUCGUUGGACCAGACGCACAUGGUGGAGAGGUCUGAGUGCAUCAACAAAUUUGCGUCCGUGUUCGGCACCAUGCCGUUGAAAGUCGUGGAACACCGCGCAGAUCCAGUUUUAUACAAGGACGACUUCCCGGAGAAGCUCAAGAGUUUUCCCAAUAUCGGAAGUUUAUGACCCUCUCCUGUCCUUCACACCUUCGUCUCAUAAGACGAAGAAAAAAAAACCCGUCACAGACGCUCUAGGACUCAUCAAUGUUGUUUAUCUUUGUAAUAUAAGAUUAUAUUCUUCUGGGGAACGAGCUGACGGAGAAAAGAAAACGUCCUGUUGGUGUAUCUGCUCAUGUUCUUUUAGCAAGAUGGAUCUUCAGGAAGUUGGAAAGAAGCACUGAAAACCAGAACGUCAUGGAGCAGAUCGUGUCUGUCGAUAACACUGAAAAUUAGGGUCCACUCAGAGACAAUGUUUGACCUUGAGAAACUAAAAAAAAUAAGCAUUUAAAAAAAAAUAAUAAUAAUUUUUUUUAUGUUUUAUGGGAAACAAGGUUUGGACAGGAGAGUCUGAGAUCAGUAUCAGAACAUUAAACAUCCAGGAGCUCUCUGUGGUCUGGAUUUUACAUUUCUCACUCACAGUUAUUCACAGCGUACUGUAUUUACUGGAAUAUUUACUGCUAUUCAGUAGAAACUGAGAAAAAAGGGGCUUAAAUAUACAAAAGGAGUUUUAGAUUUCCUAAAGAUUCAUCUGUACAUAAUUACACGCUGCUACUAAGUAAAUGGGGAAAAAAAGGAAACAAACAGGAAUUUAAAUCCUGUAUUUUUUUCCUGUUGUUUAGAAAACCAACACUUUUCCAAGAGUUCAUUAAAGUUUAAUUAGAUUACUAAAGGCUUCUUAGCUUCUUAAAUCAAAUGUCUAAUGGUUCUGAGGAAAUUCUUACAGGAUUUACAUACGCUACAGUUUAUUGUAUAGCUCUAUCCAUUAUUAGGAUCUAAAAAUUCUCAGUUAUCUAAUGAACCUGUGAAGAUUCCUUUUUAGAUCCGUGUUUGUGCCAUGAGUUAAAUGUUAAACAGGUUCCAGGUUUUAAGAAGCAAAUAUCAAGCACUGAUUCGAAGUUUGAGCUGCUCACUUCCUGAGUAAAUGCACACGCUCUUAGAAAAGGCUCCUAAAGAUUCUUCUAGAGUUCCAGUACUGGUUCUUCGGUUCUCGCUCUUUUUCUUUUUUCCACAAAUUCUGUUUCCUUUACAACCGAAGAACCUUUUGUCCUAAGGGUGUGUAUAUUAACUUGUUUUACCUGCUGCAUGUGAUACAGACUCAAACGUUGCUUAUUUUUUUCUUCCUAAUAAUACCCAGAACCCGCGGUUCUCCCGACACAAUCAGACAAUAAGAUUUCUUUAAUAGUAUUUUGAAGAAGCUUCUCUUUUUUUCGAGAGAGAGAGAGUUCUUCCUGAGCAGCCGCUGAAGAACAAAGUAAGGUUUAACCCUCUGAGACGAAGUUUUCCUGUAGCAGAUCCAGACCAGUGUGAAGGUUCUAGAGUCAUCCAGUGUUUUUUUACAGAAGAGGAAAAGUGUUGUAGGGUUCUUCAGAGAUCCUUUGCCUCCAUGAGGAACAGCUGAAAAGCUGAACAGCUUUUUGCCAGAGUUUAGUUUGACACGUUUUCAAGGAUAAAACAAGUUUUCCUGCACUUAAAGUUAAAUAUUUGUCCUGUAAUGUGUUUUAAAUAUUCCUGAAACUUUAGAAAAUGUAAAAAAGCUGUUUAAACAAACUCUUAUCAACAUCAAAAGUUUCUAAUGAUGGGGCAUUCAAAGACUUUUUAACGCCGUUGUCGCUUGCAGCACGAUGCCGUAUGGGCAGUGAAA